UUACAGGAAAGACCUAUGUACCUCGAGUACUUCAAGAAUCCAUGCUACGAGGCAUCCUCUUGGCACCCGUCCUUCCCGUCAAAGAUUCAAUGUCUGCCCUACUUUCACGUGCUAGGCAGUGACAAGUGUGGCACUACAGUCUUUCACGCGAGACUGACGUCACAUCCGCUGAUAUUGAAGAAUGAUGGUGGCCUGGGCAAGGAAACUUACUACUGGUCUUGGCUGAGAUAUGGUAUUUAUAGUAGUUAUGAGGGUUGUGGUAGUUAUGGUAGUUAUGGUAGUUGUAGUAGUUAAGGUAAUUAUAGUAUUUAAGAUGGUUUUGUAUAUGGUUUUGUACGGUGUUGUAUAGGGCUUCGUAGGAUUUUGAAUAUGGUUCUGUAGGAUUAUCUGACUGCUCAAUGGACUAUACUAUCUUAGAGUUAAUUCUAAAUGUUGACCGUUUUAUCGUGUUUCUCAAAGGUUUGUGGAUCAAGAAGACAAUCAGGAAAUGGCCGCUGUUGAGUUAUCCACGGUACUUCUUCACUGCGUCUGUGGCCAUUGUGGAUGGACUUCUUUACAACAACGAACAGCUUAUAACAGGUAGCACUUAGUGUCAUCUGAACACGAAUGAUAUGUCAUCUAGGUGUAAGUGAAUCACUGGUGCUAAGUCAUUGAUGUGUAACUAAAUCACAGAUGUUAAUGAAUUGAUGUGUAAAUAAAUCACAGAUUUUAAUGAAAUGAUGUUUGAGUGCAUUUUAAAAUAGUAAACACAUGACUUUAAAUGAUGGAUGCUGCUGUUUAUUUGAAGUGACUUCAAUAGACAAGGGUAGCCAGGCGUUCUCAAACUUUCUGUUCCAGGUGGAUAAAAUGGCUAUCAUUAAUUAUUUCUAAAAUAGGGGAUGCCACUCCGAUGGACUUUUGGGAUUUUAGAGGUUGGCAACUGGAUCCCCAAAAUGAAGGUCUCCCUGAACCCAGAUUUCUGACCCCACACGCCAUGCGACAUCUGUACAAGGAUCCCAGAUUUUUCUUGUUGUUCAGAAAUCCAAUAGACAGGUUUGUUCUGGUUUUAUUUGUAUAGAAACUUUACAAUAAACGUUUAUUACAAGCAAUGGCGUACACACCACGGUACCGGAGUCUUGGCCACCGGAGUCUUGGUUACCGGAGUCUUGGCCACCGGAGUCUUGGGCACCGACCUUCGCAGGAAUUACAAAUAUUGUCAAUCUGAUUAAAUAUAUUUCAGAAAUGUUCUUCCAUCUUUCUAAAACUGGGACCCUAUUCACGACCAGUUACGAAUGAGCGAAAAUAUUAGUCAACUAGGAAUAAUGGUCAACUAAAUAAUUGUCAAAAAGGAAUACCCGGUCAACUAAAUAAGGGUCAGCUAGGAAUACUUAAUCAACUAAAUAAAGGUCAACUAGGAAUAUUUGGUCAACUAACUAGUAAUCAACUAGGAAUACUUGGUCAACUAACUAAUAAUCAACUAGGAAUACUUGGUCAACUAAUUAAUAAUCAAAUAGAAAUACUUGGUCAACUAACUAAUAAUCAACUAGGAAUACUUGGUCAACUAACUAAUAAUCAACUAGAAUACUUGAUCAACAAACUAAUAAUCAACUAGGAAUACUUGGUCAACUAACUAAUAAUCAACCAGGAAUACUUGGUAAACUAACUAAUCAGCAACUAGGAAUACUUGAUAAACUAACUAAUGGUCAGCGUGGAGCCACAUUCCCCAACUUUUCAUUUUGGCGAAAGGGACGAGCGCCCUCUUCGCCCCACUUUCGCACGGCCCUUAAUCCAUAUAUCUUAAAACGCUGAAGACACACCACCAAAAAAUAACUCAGACUUGAAGACUGACACAGCAAACAUUAACUCACACUUGAAGACUGACACACCAAACAUUAACUCAGACUUGAAGAUUGACACAGAACACAUUAACUCACACUUAAAGACUGAUACACCAAACAUAACUCAGACUUGAAGACUGACACACCAAAAAUUAACUCAGACUUGAAGACUGACACACCAAACAUCAACUCACAUUUGAAGACUGACACACCAAACAUUAACUCACAUUUGAAGACUGAUACACCAAACAUAACUCAGACUUGAGACUGACACACCAAACAUUAACUCACAUUUGAAGACUGAUACACCAAACAUAACUCACACUUGAAGACUGAUACACCAAACAUAACUCACACUUGAAGACUGAUACACCAAACAUAACUCACAUUUGAAGACUGAUACACCAAACAUAACUCAGACUUGAGACUGACACACCAAACAUUAACUCACAAUUGAAGACUGAUACACCAAACAUAACUCACAUUUGAAGACUGAUACACCAAACAUAACUCACAUUUGAAGACUGAUACACCAAACAUUAACUCACACUUGAAGACUGAUACACCAAACAUUAACUCACACUUGAAGACUGAUACACCAAACAUCAACUCACAUUUGAAGACUGACACACCAAACAUUAACUCACACUUGAAGACUGACACACCAAACAUUAACUCACAUUUGAAGACUGACACACCAAACAUUAACUCACAAUUGAAGACUGACACACCAAACAUUAACUCACAAUUGAAGACUGACACACCAAACAUUAACUCACACUUGAAGACUGACACACCAAACAUUAACUCACAAUUGAAAACUGACACACCAAACAUUAACUCACACUUGAAGACUGACACACCAAACAUUAACUCACAAUUGAAGACUGACACACCAAACAUUAACUCACAACUGAAGUCUGACACACCAAACAUUAACUCACAAUUGAAAACUGACACACCAAACAUUAACUCACACUUGAAGACUGACACACCAAACAUUAACUCACAAUUGAAGACUGACACACCAAACAUUAACUCACACUUGAAGACUGACACACCAAACAUUAACUCACAAUUGAAGACUGACACACCAAACAUAACUCAGACUUGAAGACUGACACACCAAACAUUAACUCACAUUUGAAGACUGACACACCAAACAUUAACUCACAUUUGAAGACUGAUACACCAAACAUUAACUCACACUUGAAGACUGACACACCAAACAUUAACUCACAAUUGAAGACUGACACACCAGACAUUAACUCACAAUUGAAGACUGACACACCAGACAUUAACUCACACUAUCAUUGUUUGGUUCUCCAUCCCAAUGUCAUAUUGAAUUAUGACUUCUUAUCAUUACUCUCAAUUGAACCAACCAUUCCAACCAUUAUUUAUUCUUCACUACUCGCCCAGCAAUCUAAACUCUAUUCAUUUCAUAUCUAUCGAGAUUUCAUUCUCUUACCUUAAUCUAGAUUUCAUUUUUUAAUAUGAAUCUAAAUUCCAUAAUUUUUCUUUAAUCUUGAUUUUACUUUUUGUUACAUUAAUCAUGAUGGCAUUCUGUGUCUCCCGCUUAGACUCUACUCUGACUACGUGUUUCUCUGUGUCCCCACUUAGACUCUACUCUGACUACGUGUUCCUCUGGCCACUUAGACUCUACUCUGACUACGUGUUUCUCUGGCCACUUGGACUCUACUCUGACUGCAUGUUUCUCUGGCCACUUGGACUCUACUCUGACUGCGUGUUUCUCUGGCCACUUGGACUCUACUCUGACUACGUGUUUCUCUGUCCACUUAGACUCUACUCUGACUACGUGUUUCUCUGUCCACUUGGACUCUACUCUGACUACGUGUUUCUCUGUCCACUUAGACUCUACUCUGACUACGUGUUUCUCUGUCCACUUGGACUCUACUCUGACUACGUGUUUCUCUGGCCACUUGGACUCUACUCUGACUACGUGUUUCUCUGUCCACUUGGACUCUACUCUGACUACGUGUUUCUCUGUCCACUUAGACUCUACUCUGACUACGUGUUUCUCUGUCCACUUGGACUCUACUCUGACUACGUGUUUCUCUGUCCACUUGGACUCUACUCUGACUACGUGUUUCUCUGUCCACUUGGACUCUACUCUGACUACGUGUUUCUCUGUCCACUUGGACUCUACUCUGACUACGUGUUUCUCUGUCCACUUGGACUCUACUCUGACUACGUGUUUCUCUGUCCACUUGGACUCUACUCUGACUACGUGUUUCUCUGUCCACUUGGACUCUACUCUGACUACGUGUUUCUCUGUCCACUUGGACUCUACUCUGACUACGUGUUUCUCUGUCCACUUGGACUCUACUCUGACUACGUGUUUCUCUGUCCACUUGGACUCUACUCUGACUACGUGCUCCUCUGUCCACUUAGACUCUACUCUGACUACGUGUUUCUCUGUCCACUUAGACUCUACUCUGACUGCAUGUUUCUCUGUCCACUUAGACUCUACUCUGACUACGUGUUUCUCUGUCCACUUGGACUCUACUCUGACUACGUGCUCCUCUGUCCACUUAGACUCUACUCUGACUACGUGUUUCUCUGUCCACUUAGACUCUACUCUGACUACGUGUUUCUCUGUCCACUUGGACUCUACUCUGACUACGUGCUCCUCUGUCCACUUAGACUCUACUCUGACUGCGUGUUUCUCUGUCCACUUAGACUCUACUCUGACUACGUGCUCCUCUGUCAACUUAGACUCUACUCUGACUACGUGUUUCUCUGUCCUCUUAGACUCUACUCUGACUCAGUGUUUCUCUGUGUCCCCCACUUAGACUUUACUCUGACUGCAUGUUUCUCUGUCCACUUAGACUCUACUCUGACUACGUUUUCCUCGGCUACGGUUUCACGGCCCACAAGUUUGCCCGUGACGUCCCUAUAGCUAUAGACAUGAUGCGGGACUGACUCAGGGUCAACACAACUCGCCAAUGUUUCUUCAGCGAGGACAUGUAUCAAAAGUUACCAGUGAGUACAAUGUAUUGAAAGUUACCAGUGAGUACAAUGUAUUGAAAGUUACCAUUGAGUACAAUGUAUCGAAAGUUUCCAGAGAGUACAAUGUAUUGAAAGUUACCAGUGAGUAAAAUGUAUCAAAAGUUACUAGUGAGUACAAUUUAUUGAAAGUUACCAGUGAGUACAUUUGUACAAAAAAAAUCCAGUGAGUACAUCUAUCAAAUGAUACAUGUGAGUGUAUCUCAGGGAAUAUCACAUCAGAAAAACAUGAUGUUUUUUUAAUGAUAAAUUAUCAUAUCUGCACACACCUGGUUGCCAAACAAUGUUUUCAAACGUGCUGAUUUCUGCCCGUAAUAACAUUACAAGAGAAACAAAGACAACUAUUUAUAAAACUGUAAUCAGACCAGUUGUUGCAUAUGCAAGUGAAACUUGGACCCUAACAAAAACGGCAGAAAACCUAUUAAACACAUGGGAGAGAAAAGUUAUCAGGAAAAUGUAUUGACCAACAAAGGAUGAAUAUGGAUGGAGAAUACGAACCAACCAGGAAUUGUACGGUCUAUAUCGGGAUCCCACGAAAGUAGCAGAAAUAAAAAGACGCAGACUACGUUGGGCAGGACACUUGGAGAGAAUGCCAAAUGACAGAGGAACGAAGAGGGUGCAUCACCAAUACCCCAGAGGAAACAGGCUUAAAGGCAGACCUAGGCUUAGAUGGAUGGAUGAUGUGGAAAAAGAUCUACAGCAGCUGAAAGUCCAAGCAUGGAAAAGAAAGGCAUUAGUUUGGUCUGAGUGGAAAGGAGUGGUGAGGCAGGCCAAAGCCCUACAAGGGCUGUAGUGCCACAGGAAUGGAUGGAUGAUUUCUGACCAUGUUUCAUCUGGGCCAAAUAUCAGCCUCAGUCAUAAGUCUAUAAAUGAUGUCAACAAAUCAUCCUUGCUAGUUUUGUUUAAUGUAUAGGGGAGAAGAUAUGGACACGUUGUUGUUUCAGAUGUUUAAGAACUGACAAUUGUAUCUUGUGGGACGUUUAGAAACGUUGACGGCACACCUGUAUCUGUAGGGAGCGUCACACUUAGAUACAUUGUAUUGGAAGAUCUGUAGGGGAUAUUAUUCUAUUUGCAUAUAUGUAGGGGAUAGAUUUCUGAUGCUAUGGGCAGUUCUGUAAGGAUAAACAUACGUAGAUAGAUUUUACUUGUAGAUCUGUAAGGUUAUGCAUUCUUAGAUAGAUUCUAUUGGCAGAUAUGUUAGCAUAUUUAGAGAGAUUCUAUUGUGUUUAACAUCUCAUCAGCAUUUUCUUUAUAUUUCUAGAUGCGAAUCCACGUCAGCUGCUACUCCAUAUUUCUCAGAGAAUGGCUUUCAGUGUUCAACCACCAGCAUUUCCUCAUCCUCCGCACGGAGGACUACCACAGCAACAUGAAGGAGACUUUGACGAAAGCCUUUCAGUUUCUGCAAGUUCGUAAGUAAACAAUACACUCUCUAACACAAACUAUUGUUUCCCUUUUUUUUCAAAUUAACAUUUUUAAAGAACCGUUUUAGCACUGUGUUAGAGAUUAUUGAACUUUAAAAAAUUCAAAAUAUUUAAUUCCAAGUUUAACGAAAUUAAAUUAAGGACUUUUUAAUUCAUCAAAAUCUGUUGAAUUAUUUAGAGAAAAUAAAUCAUUUUAAGUAUAAAUUUUAAUGAAUUAUUCUUAGAGUGAUUUGCUAAUUACGAUAAUAAUGGAUUUCUUCUUGAAGCCGUACAAAUAAUAUGUUGCAUCGCAAUGUCUAGUUGAAUCGUCUACAUUUCGUCUCUGUUCAGCUCCUUUGCCAGAACACGACCUUGACCUUCUGGUGAAACAGAAGGUGAUACACGAAACGAGACUUAAGAAGAAGGCCGGGCCGAUGUAUCCGGAGACGAGGGCGUUGCUGGACGAAUUCUUCUAUCGAUUUAACCAAGACCUCUCUCAGCUUCUCAAUGACACACGGUUUAUGUGGCCGGAGUCAUCA
This is a messenger RNA of Lymnaea stagnalis (great pond snail), 6783 nucleotides long. Lineage: Eukaryota; Metazoa; Mollusca; Gastropoda; Lymnaeidae. The record is from the annotation of a GenBank genome assembly.